CUCUCCUCUCUCUCUUUCCGCUGUGUAAGAAGGACGUGUUUGUGCCUAAAGGUGCUCGGUUCUUCUAACGAAGCUAAGGCCUUUUAAUCCGGCGACUAGCACCGUCUAAAUUAGGCAUCCAACUCCUAAACUCGAAUAUAUCAGCAGAAAAAUGGCUUCUGUCUCUGAGCUGGCCUGUAUUUACUCCGCUCUCAUCCUCCACGAUGAUGAAGUUACAGUUACGGAGGACAAGCUGAACGCCCUGAUCAAGGCUGCCGGAGUGACCAUUGAGCCUUUCUGGCCUGGUCUGUUUGCUAAGGCUCUUGCCAGUGUGGACAUCGGUAGCCUGAUCUGCAACGUGGGUGCUGGCGGUGGUGCAGCACCAGCCGCUGCUGCUGGUGUAGCCGCUCCUGCUGCUGGUGAUGCACCAGCCAAGGAGGAGGAGAAGAAAGAAGAGAAGAAGGAGGAGUCUGAGGAGUCUGAUGAUGACAUGGGCUUUGGUCUCUUUGACUAAUGCUUUUUCUGGUCAAAAAAUAAAAAACUGACUCCAA
Molecule: messenger RNA, 530 nt
Organism: Trichomycterus rosablanca
Lineage: Eukaryota; Metazoa; Chordata; Actinopteri; Siluriformes; Trichomycteridae
Gene: rplp1
Product: ribosomal protein lateral stalk subunit P1
Exons: 4
Coding region: 152-493 (113 amino acids)
Biological process (GO): cytoplasmic translation; translational elongation
Cellular component (GO): cytosolic large ribosomal subunit; ribosome
Molecular function (GO): structural constituent of ribosome; ribonucleoprotein complex binding; protein kinase activator activity
Source: RefSeq, a predicted model, not a curated record